CCCCCCCCUUCUCUUGCCAGGCUCUUUGUCUCUAUAUGUGAGCUAUCGAUCAAGUGCCGCCAAUAUAGUUCUCUGCAUCGGUGAUAUAUUUAGUUCUCAACAUGCUUAUGAAUCGAGUCGAUCGCUCUAAUAUUAUCGACUUGAUACUUCCAAAAUUAACCAUUCAACUUUCUCAGUCUAAGAAUAGACGGUGCUGUGGUGAGCUGUUAUCCUCAGGCUUAGAGCAAAGGUUUAUUGAUCUUUUCUUUUCUUUUCUUUGCUCCCGCUAGGGAGUGCAGGUGCACGGUUCCCUGAAGAAGAGCAAAAAAGAUAAACAAGAAUUCUCGAGAUAGCCUGAUGUCGGCGUUGCUGUCGAUGGAUUUGACUUGGAACACGAUAAUACUAGUCGCGUGUGUGAACUAACUGGUUAGAUGAAAAGGAUGGAUGGAUGCACCUCUCGACCAGUAAGUACUUAUGUACAUACAUUGACCGCGAACCAUAAACGACGCAGAGUAUGAGGACAUGACUUGCCAAGAAUUGUUUCAUUGGGGUAUCUGCGUUAGAGGAACCCCUUCUUAGAAAUAUUUUAGUCUUCCAACCAAUCCCAUUUCAUUCGGCCAGAAGGGACGGGCUGUUAUUUGUCUCAUCAAGUUCUCGACUGGGCGAAAUCAGGCCAUCGAAGCUACUAGCAGGAAAGGUAUGAUUGAAUUACCGUAAUUAAUCUUACUGAGGGGUCAAAGUAGAGAAGGGAUCAAGAGAUCCACAGGUGAUGACUCGAUGUGGGGGGAAGCGCUUGACUUACGGAAUAAAUUAAUCUGGUAAAUUAUGAUUGUGUGUUCAUGGUUGUACUAGUGGCAAUUAUCUUUAUUCUGGAUGGAUCUCUCAUUUCUCGUCUGGAAAUCAGAGAUUUAGCUGCAAUAAAUGGUACCCGAGAAGUCUUGG
Aspergillus pseudotamarii is the source of this 921-nucleotide messenger RNA. RefSeq lists its product as uncharacterized. The record is from RefSeq and is a predicted model, not a curated record. Lineage: Eukaryota; Fungi; Ascomycota; Eurotiomycetes; Eurotiales; Aspergillaceae. The transcript has a single exon. Bases 102 to 269 code for a protein of 55 amino acids.